This is a messenger RNA of Papaver somniferum (opium poppy), 1055 nucleotides long. Its product is annotated as dCTP pyrophosphatase 1-like. Lineage: Eukaryota; Viridiplantae; Streptophyta; Magnoliopsida; Ranunculales; Papaveraceae. The record is from RefSeq and is a predicted model, not a curated record. Gene Ontology annotation, molecular function: nucleoside triphosphate diphosphatase activity. Gene Ontology annotation, biological process: nucleoside triphosphate catabolic process. The coding region runs from base 36 to 659 and encodes 207 amino acids. The transcript has 2 exons.
AUCAAAACGUGCUGGAUAGCUUGUUUUGCUGUUAUAUGAAACAGGGAAGUCUUUUGGUUGGUAUUAUAAAACACAAUGUACUAGGAAAGUGCAGAAAUAAGGUAAGAAGUUCUUUAAAACCCUCUUUCUUUAAUCCAACAAACAAAAAUUACCAAAUUCCUAAAUCACAGACCUCCGUGAAAAAUAGAGAGAUGACAGGAGAGGUUCCAAAAGAAGAUGGCGGUGCUGUUAGUCUUGAGGAUUUGAGGCAGAAAAUGGUGGAUUUUGCUAAAGAAAGAGACUGGGAAAAGUAUCAUAGUCCAAGAAAUCUUCUUCUUGCUCUGGUAGGAGAAGUGGGAGAGUUAUCAGAGUGUUUUCAGUGGAAAGGUGAAGUACCAAAAGGAUUACCAGAUUGGAAAGAUGAAGAGAAACAACAUUUAGGUGAAGAAUUAUCCGAUGUCUUGUUAUAUCUAGUCCAACUCUCUCAUUACUGUGGGAUUGAUCUUGGUAAAGCUGCUCUCCGAAAAGUUCAUCUUAAUGCUAUUAAACACCCAGUCAAUCGAUACAUCAAAAGCAUCCCAGAGGAGGAGAACAAGAAAUCUGAUGUUGAUGAAGAUGUUAAGAUCACAAACCAAGACAGCAACAAUAGUAAUGGCAUGAUUGAAAAUUUACAAAAUUAAUGGGCCAUUGAUCCUUUAAUUAGGAGUAUUCUUUUGUGUAAUUUUAGGGAUUUGAUGAGGUUUGGUUUGGUAGGUUAAGGGGAUUUUUUGCAUGAGCACCAUGAUCUGUUUUGCAGGAAUGGAUUUUUACUAGUAGUUUUUUUUUUUAAGACAUAAUUGGAACUUGGAAGCAGAAAAAUCCUUCUGGCAGGGAUUUGGUGGUGAUUUUCAUAUGAAAAUCAAAACAAAAUACAAUGGAUUAAUGUGUUUUAAAGUUAACCAUCAAGGUUUUCACAGAUUUUGGUCUUGUGAAGAUAUAGUUUUUAAUGUUUUAUUGAUGGUGAAUUCUCCUUGAUUGUUUGACUUUGGGGUAAGAUUUUACUAGAAGAUGAUAAAAAUCCUGUCUUUUACUGAUUA